AUGCUGACGGCUCCGCUAGGCUGUAGGAUCUGCACACAAAGGGGCGUGAAAUGUCGCGGAUAUGGAGUCCGCCUACUGUGGCCGUCGGGAGUUGCAGGCAUCUCAAAACAACAGAAGACGGCUAGGAGACGCUUAAGCAGAGCAUCGUCGACCCCGGAAUCGCCAGAAGUGCUCCUUCCCGGGGCUAUAUCAGCUCUGGCGCUGCCGGCGGAGGACAGCUUCUUCAUGCAACAUUACCUCCAGAAUAUCGCUAGGAUAGCCCUCGCCAUCGAUUACAAUGGAAAUGGAUAUCGCUCCCUGCUGCCUAUGGCCGUGAAAGAGCCUGCGGUGUUAAACGCAGCCCUCGCAGUUGCCGCCUCGCACCACAGCCGCUGGCAGCGCAAGCCCGAUACAGUAUCUCGCAAGUACCUCCGUGCUGCCUCCAAAGCUCUACGAGAGAGGUUUCUGUGUCCGAACAGUAUCCAUGAUCCCGUUACUUUAACCUCGAUGUUGCUACUAGUCUCUUUCGAGGUUUUUUCGGGCUCGAGUCGGUGGAAAGGACACUACGAUGCAAUCCGUGACUGGAUCCGAUCUCGGGGCGACUGCUCCGACAUCGAACCAUUUCUGAAAACGUGGGUUUGUUUGAUUGACACCCAGACUGCCCUUAAUCUCGGCGAACCAGCGAUGCCAGAACUAGAAUCCUGGCUUGAUAUAACCACAGAAACGGCGGGUCAGGGGGAAUUCGUUGAUGCUUUCUUUGGCUGUUCAGCCAAGCUACCGAAGCUUAUGUGGGCUGCUUCCCGACUCUACGCAGCCUCUAAGGAAAACCAGACAACCAUGGAUGAAUUACAGAACCAAGUGGAAGCUCUACAAGCCCAAAUCCGGUCGACAGCCAUAGUCCUCGAGUCAAGCCCUCUAGUAAACUUCUCUUGCCGGAGUACUGCGCAGCCGUUCGCGACCGUGGGGAUGGGGCAAGAGGAGCUCCGCCGGAGGAUGGUCGCAACAGCAGAGAUAUUCCGACACUCCUCGCACAUAUAUGUGCACCGAAUUCUCCACGGACCGGAGGAGCCCCUAACGGAGGAGAUGCAGACAUCCCUCGACACCGCGCAGGAGCUAUUGACAAUGGUCCCUGACGCGCUCGGCCCCGGCGCUAACCUCGGUUGGUGCCUGGUUGUCAUCGGGGCUGAGAUGGAUGGCAUUCACGAGAGAGAUUAUGUCCAGUCUAGACUGGAUGGUCUACACCUGCUGGGCAUCCACAACACAAAGAAUGGUCAGAAGAUUCUCGAUGAGGUCUGGGCUCGUCGAGACCUGGUUACUAGCGGACACGCAAUGCCGGAGAGAUGGCAGGAUACUAUGCAACGAAUUGGACAGUCGCAAAUCUUGGUCUAG
Molecule: messenger RNA, 1368 nt
Organism: Penicillium expansum
Lineage: Eukaryota; Fungi; Ascomycota; Eurotiomycetes; Eurotiales; Aspergillaceae
Product: fungal specific transcription factor domain-containing protein
Exons: 4
Coding region: 1-1368 (455 amino acids)
Biological process (GO): positive regulation of transcription by RNA polymerase II
Cellular component (GO): nucleus
Molecular function (GO): DNA-binding transcription factor activity; transcription cis-regulatory region binding
Source: RefSeq, a predicted model, not a curated record